Camelus dromedarius (Arabian camel) is the source of this 2510-nucleotide messenger RNA. It is a transcript of the gene AKT1, whose product is annotated as AKT serine/threonine kinase 1. The record is from RefSeq and is a predicted model, not a curated record. The coding region runs from base 181 to 1623 and encodes 480 amino acids. Gene Ontology annotation, molecular function: protein serine/threonine kinase activity; ATP binding. Gene Ontology annotation, cellular component: cytoplasm; nucleus. The transcript has 14 exons. NCBI's taxonomy places the organism in Eukaryota, Metazoa, Chordata, Mammalia, Artiodactyla, Camelidae. Gene Ontology annotation, biological process: protein phosphorylation.
GGCCGGCCGGCCCGCGGGGAUGCGGAGCGGCGGGCGCCGGAGGCCGCGGCCCGGCUAGGCCCGCGCUCGCGCCGGACGCGGCGCCCGAGGCCGUAGGUGGUGGUUGGGCUCGGGGAGGACCCUGCUGAAAGGAGUGUGAGCGUGGUCUGGGCUGUGUCGGCCCACAGGAGCCUCGGCACCAUGAAUGACGUGGCCAUCGUGAAGGAGGGCUGGCUGCACAAACGAGGGGAGUACAUCAAAACCUGGCGGCCCCGGUACUUCCUCCUCAAGAGUGACGGCACCUUCACCGGCUACAAGGAGCGGCCACAGGACGUGGAGCAGCGCGAGUCGCCCCUCAACAACUUCUCCGUGGCACAAUGCCAGCUGAUGAAGACAGAGCGGCCACGGCCCAACACCUUCAUCAUCCGCUGCCUCCAGUGGACCACGGUCAUCGAGCGCACCUUCCACGUGGAGACGCCCGAGGAGCGGGAGGAGUGGACGGCCGCCAUCCAGACAGUGGCCGACGGGCUCAAGAGGCAGGAGGAGGAGCUGAUGGACUUCCGGUCGGGCUCGCCCAGCGAGAACUCGGGGGCUGAGGACAUGGAGGUUUCUCUGGCCAAGCCCAAGCACCGCGUGACCAUGAAUGAGUUUGAGUACCUGAAGCUGCUAGGCAAGGGCACCUUCGGGAAGGUGAUCCUGGUGAAGGAGAAGGCCACCGGCCGCUACUACGCCAUGAAGAUCUUGAAGAAGGAGGUCAUUGUGGCCAAGGACGAGGUGGCCCACACACUCACAGAGAACCGUGUCCUCCAGAACUCCCGGCACCCCUUCCUGACGGCCCUGAAGUACUCCUUCCAGACCCAUGACCGCCUGUGCUUCGUCAUGGAGUAUGCCAAUGGCGGUGAGCUCUUCUUCCACCUGUCCCGGGAGCGGGUGUUCCCCGAGGACCGGGCGCGCUUCUAUGGCGCCGAGAUCGUGUCGGCACUGGACUACCUGCACUCGGAGAAGAACGUGGUGUACCGGGACCUCAAGCUGGAGAACCUCAUGCUGGACAAGGACGGGCACAUCAAGAUCACCGACUUCGGGCUGUGCAAGGAGGGCAUCAAGGACGGCGCCACCAUGAAGACCUUCUGCGGGACGCCCGAGUACCUGGCCCCCGAGGUGCUGGAGGACAACGACUACGGCCGGGCGGUGGACUGGUGGGGGCUGGGCGUGGUCAUGUACGAGAUGAUGUGCGGCCGCCUGCCCUUCUACAACCAGGACCACGAGAAGCUGUUCGAGCUCAUCCUCAUGGAGGAAAUCCGAUUCCCGCGCACACUCGGCCCCGAGGCCAAGUCCCUGCUCUCGGGGCUGCUCAAGAAGGACCCCAGGCAGCGGCUCGGCGGGGGCUCCGAGGACGCCAAGGAGAUCAUGCAGCACCGCUUCUUUGCCAGCAUCGUGUGGCAGGACGUGUACGAGAAGAAGCUCAGUCCGCCCUUCAAGCCGCAGGUCACAUCAGAGACGGACACUAGGUAUUUUGAUGAGGAGUUCACAGCCCAGAUGAUCACCAUCACGCCGCCUGACCAAGAUGACAGCAUGGAGGGCAUGGACAGUGAGCGGAGGCCUCACUUCCCCCAGUUCUCCUACUCAGCCAGCGGCACGGCCUGAGGGGGCCAGCCGGGUGCGCUCAGGACACUGCCAUGGGCAGCCAUGUGCUCCGGAAGACGGCUUCCGAGGAUCGGGAGGAAGCCUCGCUGGGGGUGAUCUGUAUUUAAUGCCCUUUAUUUCUGGAUGCGUCUGGGCGGAACCAUGCCGCUCCGGUUGCGUGCUGUGGGUAGGGCUGCCUGCCUUGGGUGGCGUCCCCCCUGGCCAGCCAGGGCCAGGGGAGAAUGGUCGGCAGUUUUUCUUAAUUUAUUUCAUCCGGUUCUCCAGACGUGGCCUCGACCUUCAGAGAGAUUACAUUCAUGUGGGGAACUGUUGAGGACUUCUGCAGCCACGGGCAGUCGGGGUCAGGGUGGGCCCCCUGCCCACAGUCCCUCCGUCCCCCUCGCCAGCUGUCCCCGGCUGCAUCUGUCUGGGCCCGACCUGGGGGCCCCAGAAGCAACCUGGGCGUGCUGUGCUGGCCUGGCCCCUUCUCCCUCAGGGUGGGCCGCGCGGCAGCCCCUGGUGCUGAGCCUGGAGGAAGGCGGCCCUGAGACGGGGUCAGGCUGGGGCUUGCCCAUGAGAGGAGCCAGGUGGAAUCUGUUGCUGUGUCUCAUGCUGUUCACGUGCAUAUUGGGGGUUGUUCAUCUUAGAAGAAAGCCCUCUGUCCACCCCGUCCUGUCGGGACCGCCCUCCCCGAUGGCUUCCCCGGUAGCACUUGUCCUGUAGAAGCUUCACUCUCCCGCUGUCACCCCAGCCCCACCCCAGCGCCCUCUGGAGGGGCCAUCGCUGCAUCCCCCGUGCCUCCCGGCCAGACGCUGCACUGCACCAUGGCGUUUUUUUAUAUUCAACUUUAGUAUUUUUACUAUUAUGAGCCUUCCCCCUAAAUUCUUCAAUAAAAAAAUUGCUUUUCA